Messenger RNA from Elgaria multicarinata webbii, 1491 nucleotides. Its product is annotated as cytochrome P450 2C20-like. Gene Ontology annotation, molecular function: oxidoreductase activity, acting on paired donors, with incorporation or reduction of molecular oxygen, reduced flavin or flavoprotein as one donor, and incorporation of one atom of oxygen; iron ion binding; heme binding. Gene Ontology annotation, cellular component: cytoplasm; intracellular membrane-bounded organelle. Bases 1 to 1491 code for a protein of 496 amino acids. NCBI's taxonomy places the organism in Eukaryota, Metazoa, Chordata, Lepidosauria, Squamata, Anguidae. Gene Ontology annotation, biological process: xenobiotic metabolic process; epoxygenase P450 pathway. The transcript is spliced from 9 exons. The record is from RefSeq and is a predicted model, not a curated record.
AUGGAGGUGGUUGGGGCAGGAGCUCUACUUCUUCUCUGUGUGCUCUUCAUCUUAUUCUUCUCAUCCUCCAAAAUGUAUAAGGAAAAAAACCAACUGCCCCCAGGACCCUCUCCCUCGUUCUUUCUGGGGAACAUCCUGCAGAAAGAUGUCUUACCUCUCUCCAAAUGCUAUCGCAAGCUCCUUGAAAAGUAUGGGCCUAUCUUCACUGUCUGGAUGGGGGGAAAGCCGCUGGUUGUGCUCUGUGGAUAUGAAGUGGUGAAAGAUGCUUUGCUGAGUCAUGCUGAAGAGUUUGGAGGGCGUCCUAUCUUCCCCAUCCACGAUAGAUUGUGCAAGGGUCAAGGCUUCCUGGGCACCAGAAAUGCAACAAAAUGGAAGGAAUUGCGCAGGUUUAGCCUUUCCACCCUUCGGGAAUUUGGCAUGGGGAGGAAAACAAUGUCUGAGAGGGUGCAGGAAGAAGCUCUUUUCCUGGUGAAGGAAAUGGAUGCCACACAAGGGAAGCCCUUUGAUCCAAAAAGAAGCAUCACAAGUGCUCUUUCUAAUGUGCUGUGUUCUGUUCUCUAUGGGAAGCGCUUCGACUAUGAAGAUGAGAACUUCCAGAAGAAGAUGUGCAUUGUGGAUGAACGACUUCACUUCAUGCGUGGUUUUAUGGGGAUUGUGUACAGUGCUAUGCCCCAAAUAAUGGAAUGCCUGCCUGGACAACAUUUCAAAAGCUUUGCUGAUACGGAAACGCUUUGUGACUUCAUCCGUGAGACGGUGGAAUCCCACCGGCAGACGCUGGAUCCUCAGAACCCCCGUGACUAUAUUGACUGCUUUCUAAUGAGGAUGGAGAAGGAACAAAACUCUCCCGAGAACUUCUACAGCACUGAAGACCUUGUCAUGAGUGUGUUUACACUCUUUUUUGCAUCAUCAACAGCUCCAAGAGAUGCCUUACUCUUCAGCCUCCUGGUGAUGGUUAAGUUUCCACAUAUUCAAGAAAAAGUCCAACAGGAGAUUGAUGAUGUGGUUUGCGCCAACCGUGUCCCUGGCAUGGAAGACCGGGUGAGGCUGCCCUUCACCAAUGCCGUUAUCCAUGAGACUCAACGAUACCAAAUAUUCAGCACUGAGAUUUUUCCACGUGAAAUGACUUGUCAUAUAGAAUUCAGGGGCUACAACUUCCCUAAGGGCACUUCUGUACUUCCACUCUAUACAUCCGUGCAUUACGACCCCCUCCAGUGGGAGACUCCAGAAGAGUUUAACCCGGACCAUUUCUUGAAUGAGAAGGGCCAGUUCAGGAAGAGAGAUGCCUUCAUGCCUUUUUCAGUUGGAAAACGGUAUUGCCUUGGGGAAGCACUGGCUCGGGUGGAGCUUUUCCUUUUCUUCAGUAUUCUGCUCCAGAAAUUCACCUUCCAGCUGGUUGGAGAUGUCAAAAAUAUGGAUGUAUGGUCAUUGUAUAUGGCAUAUAAAACAAGCAAGCAGCACCCCCAAAUUCAAGCCAUUAGACGUUCAGUGUGA